Molecule: messenger RNA, 1386 nt
Organism: Lichtheimia ornata
Lineage: Eukaryota; Fungi; Mucoromycota; Mucoromycetes; Mucorales; Lichtheimiaceae
Exons: 7
Coding region: 1-1386 (461 amino acids)
Biological process (GO): endocytosis; signal transduction; peptidyl-serine phosphorylation
Cellular component (GO): nucleus; cytoplasm
Molecular function (GO): ATP binding; protein serine/threonine kinase activity
Source: RefSeq, a predicted model, not a curated record
AUGACCACCACUCGCGACCGCCAACACAACUCGGGUCUCGCUACCAACGCCGUUCCUACAAAGUCUACUUCUUCAAAGUCAAUGUCGUCUUCUUCAACCAACAUUGUCGGUGUUCAUUACCGAGUGGGCAAAAAAGUAGGCGAAGGUAGCUUUGGCGUCUUGUACGAAGGAACCAAUCUCCUCAAUAACCAAUCGGUCGCUAUCAAGUUUGAAGCACGCAAAUGUGAAGCACCCCAGCUACGAGACGAAUAUCGAACCUAUAAAAUCCUAUCCGGUUUACCUGGUGUGCCGAGUGCCUAUUACUUUGGACAAGAAGGUCAACAUAAUAUACUAGUGAUCGACCUGCUGGGACCCAGUCUUGAGGAUGUAUUUGACAUGUGUGGCCGAAAAUUCUCAAUCAAGACAGUAGCCAUGUUGGCCAAACAAAUGCUACUACGUGUUGAAAAAGUGCAUGAACGCAAUCUCAUUUAUCGUGAUAUCAAGCCUGACAACUUUUUGAUUGGUCGUCCAGCAACCAAGCAAGCCAAUACGGUGUACCUGAUUGAUUAUGGCAUGGCUAAGCUAUACAGAGAUCCAAAGACAAAGCAGCAUAUCCCUUACCGUGAACGCAAAAGUCUCUCGGGCACAGCCAGAUACAUGAGUAUCAAUACCCAUUUAGGAAGAGAGCAAUCAAGACGUGAUGAUCUUGAAUCUUUGGGUCAUGUAUUCAUGUACUUUUUACGUGGGUCGUUGCCAUGGCAAGGUCUCAAGGCUGCUACCAACAAGCAAAAGUACGAGAAGAUUGGAGAGAAAAAACAAACAACGGCAAUCAAGGACCUUUGCCACGGCUUUCCUGAGGAGUUUGCCAUCUACAUGCAGUAUGUUCGCAAGCUGGGCUUUGAAGAGUCACCCGAUUACGAGUUUUUGCGAGAGCUAUUUGACAAGGCUAUUCAACGCAAAGGUGAAACGGAUGAUGGUGUCUAUGAUUGGAUGCUUCUUAAUGGCGGCAAAGGUUACGAGCAUCGAUCCAAAUCUGAACACCGUUCCAAACGACAUCAACAACAAGGACGUGAAGCAACAUCACGCGUAGCACUGUCACCAGAAAGCCAUGCUCCACGUUCUAGUCGGGCACACAAAUCAGCAGCAGCAACACCAUCUCAGCCUGCUCCUCCAUUGCCGACUGCUUCAACGACAUUACCUGGUGCUGCAGAUACAUCCACCACUCUUCCAGUGAUGCCACAACCUAUUCUUUCAGCUCCGGAACAACAAGUGGCCAAUAAACAUCAUGAAUUUACAAUGGAUGAUGAUAACGACCCACAAAAACAACACCACCUGGGAGAACAACAAAAACAGCAACGCGGGCUUUGGCAAGCGUUCAUGUCGUUUGUGACAUGUGGCACAGUCUGA